ACACUUCCCUUUACCAAAGGAUGCAACAUCUGCUUUGUCUGUGAAGGCAUACAUUAUCUCUGUCUUCAAGAGUACUUGUGCAUUUCCUGUGCUAAACAAUUAAAAUUAAGAUAGAUUUAGAUUUGAACUUAUUGUUAACUUUAAAAUAAAUUGUUUACCAGAGCAGAUGCAAAAUUGGCCUUCAUAUCCGUUCAUGAAUCCCAAGAUUGAAGAGCUGAAGGAGGAAUCAACGAGCGUAAAACACUCGAAACAUUCAUAAGGAAGACAGCUGUCCGACAAAUUCCCCUCUUCUGUAUGUUUGCGCAGCUUGAAGACAUCUAAUGUGAUACGAUGACCUCAGUUCCUAAGCCUGUAUUGGAAUACAAUACGAAGAAGUGAGAUAAACUUCACAAUGGUGUUUGAAUUGAAGGGUCUUCAUUCUUGGGGUUAAAAGCCUACAGCUCUAGAGAUGACCUUACCAUCUCUUGGACACUCUUGAUUAUUCCUGGUUUGCUUAGUAGACUGUACCCUAAAGUGAUUACAACAACAACCGAGACAAAAUGAUGAACGGGGUAGAAGAAACCUCUGUGAAAUGUGUACUGGUCGGCGACUCUGCGGUGGGAAAAACGGCACUCCUUGUGCGUUUCACUUCUGAAACGUUCCCAGACAGCUACAAACCUACCGUUUAUGAAAACACUGGAGUCGAUGUAUUCAUGGACGGGAUCCAGAUAGGCUUGGGAUUGUGGGAUACGGCAGGACACGACACAUUCCGCCAAAUCCGGCCAAUGUCGUACCAGCAGGCGGAUGUGGUGUUGCUGUGUUAUUCCGUAGCGAAUCCUAACUCGUUGCUUAAUCUGCGGCAGAAAUGGAUCGGCGAAGUGAGGCAAUAUCUUCCCAAGGUACCCGUGCUGGUGGUCGCCACACAGACGGACCACCGUGAGAUGGGCCCAUAUCGUGCUAACUGCAGCACGGCCUCGGAGGGCAAACAGGUGGCACAGGAGAUCCGUGCAAAGGGAUACCUGGAAUGCUCGGCACUCAGCAACCGUGGCGUGCAACAGGUUUUUGAGUGCGCAGUUCGAACGGCCGUCAAUCGGGCACGAAGGCAAACAAGACGGAGACUGCUAGACUUUAACCCCUGUAAAAUCUCCUAAUACUUGUUAAACAGGGAUAUUAUUUAAUUGUACCCUAUGUUCUUAGUGCAACAGUUUUUGGUCACUAAACAGAAUCCGAUGUUUGUUUGUUUUUUGGAGCACAGUAAAUAUGUUUUCAAAAAGACAUAAAUAAUUCAUCAUUAAGAUGUUCACUUCAUUAAGAUUAAAUGCUUUAACUACAUUGUAACUUUUGUUGAAAAUGCAGACUAGCUCUGUCAACUAGUUCUAAAUUUUUGUUUCAUUAGUUAGUAAGAAGUAAAUAAACUCCCAUUAAAUCUCUUUGGGUCACACAGAACUGUGACAAAUGUUGCGUACCAUCAUAAGACAAAUCUUUUCAUUUAGUAUUUAUGAUUUGCCGACAAUGCCUUUGCUCUCUGUCGGACACAGUUUGUGUAGGUUAGGAAAAGCUACAUUGAGGAGUCCUGAAAUGUUUAUUCCUAAAAUGUUGAUUACCUUCAUGGGUCACUUAAUAAGUCAAAAACUAAAGCUUGUAGUUUGUUAUGUCUGUGUGGUCUGUCAUGUACAGCCAACCGAGAAACGUGUGUGAAGUGAAAUGUGUGUGUUUGUAUCAGUUCUGCAUAAAUGAGAGCAAGGUAGUCUAAGUUUAAACAAAGCCAAAGUUGUGACCAAGACCUUGAAAAUCCAGCUAAAGUCUUUUUUUGUAAUUUACUGUUUUGUACAUAAAAUCUGUGUAAAAUAACCGUGAUAUCUUUAAUAUUGACUGAGUAAGGCCAUAAUGAAAUGAAACUUUGAUGUUCCUAAACUACUUUAGCCUGGUUUUCAAAGACAGAGUCACAUUUGCUAAAACAUGCAAGUUGCCUUAAAUUUAUGCCAAAUGCAAAACCUUACAGACAUCAAUGAAUCAAUAACAAAUGUUUGUAGAAUUGUAAAACACUGGAGAGCUGAAACUAAGCUGGCUGUUAUAAAUGUGACACUGACAUUGUAAAUGUUACGGGCAAAACAUCUAUACAGACAGAACCUUGGAAAUUGUAUUUACCUGAUGUGAUCAGAACCGUUUGGUUAAAAACGACCAAUAAAUAAUGUGUCACAGAUAAAUAGUAUAUAGUUCAAGUGUUCUUAUUAUUUAUUCUGUAUAAUUGCAAAAAAUAUAUAUCAACAAGAAAAUAUUUCUUUCCUAAACACUCUAUUGGUUGUCAAUGUGAGUGUGCGAUACAAAUGUGCUAGUGUGUAACCAGAUUUAACAUUAUUAUGAGCGAAACUACUUCGUUUUCAACAGGUACAACUAUAGUGGCUCCGUUCUCAUUCUUUAUAAUGUUUGUGUUUGUUAAUUUUUAAUAUUGUAUGUUCACUCCUUUAGGCUCCUUUAAGUGUCCACGUAAGAUUAGCCAUGUUUGAACUUACACGCAACUUGAAUAUUGGAUACAAGACACAAUUUUGACCAUGGACCACAAAACCAGUCAUAAAUCGCAUGAGUAUAUUUGUAACAAUAGCCAACAAUACAUUUUAUGGGUCAAAAUUAUAGUUUUUUUUAAUGCCAAACAUCAUUAAGAUAUUAAGUACAGAUCAUGUUCCAUGAAGAUAUUUUAGUACAUUUUCUACCAUGAAUAUGUACAAAAUGUAUUAAUCAUUAGUAAAUUGUGUUGCUAAAGACUUUAUUUGGACCGCUUUAAAGGUAAUUUUCUCCAUAUUUUGAUUUUUUGGCACCCUCAGAUUCUACAUAUUCGAAUAGUUGUAUCUCGGCCAAAUAUUAUUCCAAACCAUACAUCAUAAAGCUUAUGUAUUCACUUUUUGGAUUAUAUGUAUACAUCUCAAAUUAAAAAAAGACCCUUAUGACUGGUUUUGUCCAGGGUCACAUUUGAGCAGAUAUUAUGUGUGUACUUUUAUGAUAUGUCGUACACGUGCACCCGUGUGCUUGCAUUCAUAGUAGUGUUGCUGGUAAAGACGGCACAUCACAUCAGUGUGGAUAAUAGUUUGGCCUUACUGAGCAGUUUCUUUCUCUACUGACACAACUUCAGGGAAUCAUGGGACAUUUUGUGAUUUUCAGAUUGAACAAUAUGUGCAUGGCUAGUCAAUGGAACACAGCAAAAACAGAAACAAAGCGAUAGAGAAAAUGGCUGAGUUAAGACAAAUCCCAGAAUAGCUUUGAUUACUUUGUCGACCUUAAGACAUGAUAUAUAAGGUUUCUAUGAUCAGAGGGUAGGAAAGUCCCCAAGAAUUUUUAUAAAAUAUCCAUCAACCAAGAAAUGUAUCAAACACAAAAAUAAACUUUGGUUAACACCAAAAAUAAAAUGUACAGAACGCAAAAUAGAAUUAGAGAACAUUCUUUUCUUAGACACUCCAGGUUUGGAUGUCAAUGUGACUGUAAGAUGUGUGCUAUAGUGUAAAACAGGCCUUAACAUUAUUUGGGGUUACAUUUUACUGCAGUUUUAAGCUACAGCCAUAGUGGCUAGUGUGUUUGUUAGAUUUUAGUAUUGUAUGUUCACAGUGUGUUUGAUAUUCUAAACUGAAACU
Paramisgurnus dabryanus is the source of this 3602-nucleotide messenger RNA. It is a transcript of the gene rhoh, whose product is annotated as ras homolog family member H. Gene Ontology annotation, molecular function: GTP binding; GTPase activity. Gene Ontology annotation, biological process: small GTPase-mediated signal transduction. Lineage: Eukaryota; Metazoa; Chordata; Actinopteri; Cypriniformes; Cobitidae. The record is from RefSeq and is a predicted model, not a curated record.